Messenger RNA from Punctularia strigosozonata HHB-11173 SS5, 2017 nucleotides. RefSeq lists its product as uncharacterized. The record is from RefSeq and is a predicted model, not a curated record. Gene Ontology annotation, biological process: regulation of proteolysis; proteasome-mediated ubiquitin-dependent protein catabolic process. NCBI's taxonomy places the organism in Eukaryota, Fungi, Basidiomycota, Agaricomycetes, Corticiales, Punctulariaceae. The transcript has 12 exons. The coding region runs from base 1 to 1905 and encodes 634 amino acids. Gene Ontology annotation, molecular function: ubiquitin protein ligase binding. Gene Ontology annotation, cellular component: cytoplasm.
AUGGUCGACAUCCCUGAAUACCAAGAAACGACAUCGCUCACAUUCGAAUGGACCCUGAAAGGCCUUAAACAGAUAUUUGAAACGAGUAAAGGCGAAGCGAAGGCGAAGGUCAUAAAAUCCGCGAAAUUUGAUAAAGGACGAUGGCAGGUUGUUCUGCUUGGCACCUCUGUUCUCCCCUCAGCACUCAAAACGUUUGAAUCCCAAGGUUGGGUUAGCAUAUAUCUUUCCUGUGAACCCACGCCAGAGGAACUGGAACUUGGUGUAGAUGGCAGGUGGACUCGCCAAGGGAUCUAUAACUUUCAGUUCAUCCUGAAGACCUUGGGUCCCAAGGCUCAAAUUUUCAACACGAAAGAGGCGCAUUCGCACAGAUUCAGCUCGAAGACGGCCAAUUGGGGCUGGGCGCAGUUUGCUCGGCGUGAUUUGGUCUUCUACAACUGCAGCGCUGUCAAGUCAGCGGAUGCCUUCGUAAUUCAAUGCAAUAUCACCGGUACUCCCAGCGCGCCAUUGUCCUCUCCGCCACCUGGAAAGUUUGUGCCGCCGUCCAUUCUCGAUGCCGUGGGCUCUCUCUUGGACGACCCAAAAUACUCCGACAUCGAGUUCGUCUUGCCCAAGCGGGGUGGCACCAAGCGCAUAUAUGCUGCCAAGAGGUUACUUCAGCGCGCUGACUAUUUCCGGGCCAUGUUCGACUCAGGCUUCUCCGAGGGCCUUCCCGUCGAUGCAGUUUCCCGUACAACUCCUCGCGCCAGUCUCUCUAAUGAGACGGAAGUUGCAGAGGAGCCGAGCAUAUUCCGAUCAUUCGAUGACUCAGAUGAGGAGGACGAGGAUGACGCGGACUACGAGGGACUUGAGCACGACUCGGAUCAAAACGCGGAGCUGGAUACGUUUCGACCCGCACCGGGCAGUAGUCAAGAGGUUAUGCAGGGCCUCGUACCUUCUCCCGCGCCAUCAGAGACGACGGAGAUGAAUGCGAGUGAUCUGAUGGUAGAAUCCCCCGCCGCCGCGCAAGACCACGAUGGGACUGCACCUGCCACGAAGGAAGAGGAACGUUCUGAGGUUGCUGCUCGGACGGAUUCGAGGAUUCCAGUUCAAGAAGAAGAACUGCAAACUUAUCGCAACGUCCGUCCGAAAUUAGACCAUCCGUCCAGUCCACGCAGUCGAGGACUCGUGAUGAGCGUUCCAACGGACGGCAAUGCGCACAACUCACCAGAGAGCGGGUUCAAGGCCCCCCAUCAACGCAUUGUCGUGCGCGACGUGGCUUACAACACCUACAAAGCCGUCCUCUAUUACGUCUAUACGGACACAAUCAAGUUUGCUCCUCUUUCCUCGUCGUUCAUCAACACCUCGUUGCCUCCAGCCGAUGCUGCUUCCUUUCGGCCCGCCACGCAUAGGCCCAGUGGGACGGCCGAGGUAUCCGCCAAUGGCACAGGGACUGGACCAGGAGCUCCACGCCACACGCAGCCAAGUGACGGGCAAAGGUCGGGCGACGUGAGCAGGAAGGAUUGGAUCGCUAAGUGGAUGAAGAACCACCCGGAUCGGCCCACUCCGUGCUCCGCCAAGAGCGUGUAUCGACUUGCAGAUCGUCUGGAUAUGCUAGAAUUGAAGGAACGAGCGUUCCAGCACAUUGCGAAAUCGCUGACGAUAGAUAACGUGCCCCAUGAAGUGUUUUCCAACUUCUCCGCUACGUUCUCCCAAGUCAGGAAGGUCGAAGUUAACUACUUCCUCGAACAUUGGGCCGAAAUCCGAUCUUCGCCUGCGAUGCGUAGCGUCUGGCAACAGAUGAGAAUGGGUCGGCACCCUGGGUUCGAAGAAGUCUGGCCUACAAUUGCGCUUAGCUUGGAAUUCAGGCCCCGCAAGGGAGAGGGCGCGAGUGACGACGAGAGGGACAACUCGGUGGCGGACAUAUGAUUCAGAUUUCCUUUGCUUGUCCCAUGGUGUGGAACAUCAGGCUUCUUGCCCUACCCAUUGUACUUGUGUCUGCACAAUCAUGUACUAUGUCGCGCGCCGAGGAAUGCUAUCG